Molecule: messenger RNA, 1667 nt
Organism: Siniperca chuatsi (mandarin fish)
Lineage: Eukaryota; Metazoa; Chordata; Actinopteri; Centrarchiformes; Sinipercidae
Product: cell wall integrity and stress response component 4-like
Exons: 5
Coding region: 65-1051 (328 amino acids)
Source: RefSeq, a predicted model, not a curated record
GAUUCUGCUACAAAUUAUCAGUUCAGUGUGCCAAAUAGCUCCAGCUCACUAAACGUUUCAGUCCAUGGCUCCAUCACAAGUUUCUGGUAUGAAGAUGAGGAAUCUUCUUUUUGGGGUUAUUCUUGGACUUGCCGUUGUCCACUCGACACCUGUUAACACUGUGACUCAGAUCCCCGCCAAAGCUGACAAUGACGUUCUCCGAGAGGCCAUGACAGAUGGGUUCCUCAUUGAGCAAGCUUUUCUCCCUUCACUCACGACUGAAUCACCCAAAAGAAACACAACUGUUCAAGCCUCCCAGCAGCCGUCCUCUGACUCCAAAAAGAGUGACAUGUUUGAGGGCAGUGCUGAUUUGGAUACCAGCGAAAAAUCCACGACCUUCCUGUUCGUCCAGCACUAUGCAACCACAACUCAGAGUGUUUCACAUGCUCAGAGAAUUACCUCCACAGUGUUGUCAAGGGACACUGACGACUCCAGUUUAGAUUCAUCUACCACCCAAAGCCAUCCUGACAUCCUGAGCACUCUGGGUUCUGAUUUAGGGUCUGGCGAUGGAGAGAAUCUAGGACAGAACCCCGCUACAAGCUUCAGUAUGACAUCUAGCUCCAACACAGACACUAGCACUACAUCAUCAUCCUCCACGGCUACUCCACACAAGUUUGAAGAAAGUGAAAAAUCAGAGGAGGUGUCACCCAUUUUUGGAAUGAAAAGCAGGUUGAUUGAUCAACCACUCAAUAAUGAACCAGAGAAAGAACCUGUCAAUACUUCAUCACCCCAGAACAACGGACACAGUACACCGGGUUGGAUCAUCAUCGUUGGUUUUAUUGUUGGUGUUGCAGCACUGGCAAUGCUCUGCGCUGCCAUCGCUACCAGAGACAAGUGGAAUGGACCAAAACAGGCAUCUCAACUAGAGACCAAAACUAACUCCUCAAACCAGAAGAGGGAGCUAGAGAUGGAGACAUUCCUGCACAAAGACAAUCCCAGAGAGAAUGGAAAGGCAGCAGAGUACACAGUCAUCCCCCUGGAUGAGCUUUCAGAGAAAUAUUCAUCAAAAUGAGAUUCAGAAACAAACCCUCUGGAGGCUUGAGCUCAGAACAACAAGACUGUCAGGGCUAUUGAGCAAAAAGUUUCUAUGGACUUUCACAGCUCAUAGCCCAGUUUGAACGAGAAUUAUGAUCUGUUUUUUUCCAGCUGACUCAGAAACUCUUAUCUUUACUUUGAAACUACAGCAAUAUUUCUGUUGAUGUAUUUAUUGCCAUAUCAACUCUUUUCAGCUGAAAAGUCUUUACAUUGUUUUAUUUCCUGUUUUUUUCUUUGUAAAUAAUUAAAAAUGAUUUUUUUUUUUACUCGCAGGUCUGUUAGUGGACACAAGACAAUGAUUCUGUGAUUUGGUGAAAAUGUUUUUUUUUUAAAGUUGUAAUAUUAUUUUGAAUCUCUUUGCCUUAAUAUUGAAGACCAUGUUGUGGAUUGUAACUUAUAUUAAGCUGCUCUGUCGUUUUCCCCACAUUCAUAUGGGGGCUCUGUUCUGAACAGUGCUUAGCCCACUAACUCAGUAGCUUCUCUUGACAACCUACACAGCACUUCAGCUGUUAUAUGCUCUUAUUGAAUGUUCAUAUGCUGUAUCAUAUCCGCCCUCAUCUGAGAAAUAAAUACAACAAAGGCUCAUCAAUAAA